This is a messenger RNA of Corticium candelabrum, 809 nucleotides long. RefSeq lists its product as uncharacterized. NCBI's taxonomy places the organism in Eukaryota, Metazoa, Porifera, Homoscleromorpha, Homosclerophorida, Plakinidae. The transcript has a single exon. The coding region runs from base 132 to 635 and encodes 167 amino acids. The record is from RefSeq and is a predicted model, not a curated record. Gene Ontology annotation, molecular function: protein dimerization activity.
AGAAGAUUUGAGGAAGGCGAAGAUGGGUACCAUCAUGAAACAGUCCGUUCUACUACUUGCAAUACUACAAUGAGACUCUCGAUGUCGUAAUCAACUGCAUCCAGGAACGAUUCGAUCAACCUGGCUAUGGAAUGUAUAGCUCUUUAGAGUCGCUCUUAAUCACUGCUGCAUUGCAGUACAAACACGCAGAUGAUGAUACUGAAGCACUUGCGAGGUACAAGUUUGAAAUGGAGGAACAACUGGAGCGAGUAUGUGCCUUCUACGGCGAUGAUUCUGACAAGGAAGAGUUGAGAGGGCAGCUGGUAACAUUUAGUCUGCAUUUCCAGAAGAACACAGAGAAACUUGAGAAGGUUACAAUAUUUGAUUUAAGGCGCUACUUUUCUAGCUUGUCAUCUGGUCAGAGGUCCUUAUUGAGUCAAGUAUGCCGCCUCAUGCAGCUGAUUUUGGUUAUGCCAGCUACCAACGCCACCUCGGAGAGAUCCUUCAGUGCACUGAGACGUGUUAAGAACUACCUAAGAACUACCAUGUCUCAGAAAAGAUUCAAUAAUCUAAUGGUGCUUCAUGUGCAUAAAGAUUAUGUCGAUAGUGAUUUGGAUCUGGAUGUCAUUCAUGACCAGUUUGUAGCAAAGUCAUAAAAUAGGCUUCGACUAUUUGGGAAGGCCAAUGAGGUUCAGUAAUCACAGUAGUAAUAAUAAUAAUUUGUGUGAACUCCAUGCUGUUUUCAAUUUUAGCGCACGCUAAAUAGGAUAAAUCACGUGACUUUACCACACCUCUUAGCGCGCGUUAGGCCCGACCAGUCCUAGAAUGCU